ACCGACCUGCUCAUCUCCUGGUUUCCCUUCUAUUACGAGAUUAAGAUGGCCUUCGUCAUCUGGCUGCUCUCCCCCUACACCCGGGGGGCCAGCCUGCUCUACCGCAAAUUCGUGCACCCCACGCUGUCCCGCAAGGAGAAGGAGAUCGACACGUACAUCAUCCAGGCCAGGGAGCGCAGCUACGAGACGAUGGUGCGCUUCGGCAAGAGGGGCCUCAACAUGGCAGCNNUUUCUGUGUGUCGGUCCGCCCCUCAGAGCCAGGACGCGCUGGCCGGGCGGCUCCGCAGCUUCAGCAUGCAGGACCUGCGCUCCAUCCCCUACAGCAUGCCCUCAGCCAGCCGGCAGUACGAGAGCGAGACGGAGGAUGAGGAGCUCUGGUCAGACUCGCAGGUCUCGCCUCUGCCCCGCGGCCGGGACCACAGGCCCCUCUCCCGCAGCCAGAGCCUGCGCGCA
Molecule: messenger RNA, 453 nt
Organism: Phaethon lepturus (White-tailed tropicbird)
Lineage: Eukaryota; Metazoa; Chordata; Aves; Phaethontiformes; Phaethontidae
Gene: REEP4
Product: receptor accessory protein 4
Exons: 5
Biological process (GO): endoplasmic reticulum tubular network organization
Cellular component (GO): cytoplasmic microtubule; endoplasmic reticulum membrane; endoplasmic reticulum tubular network
Molecular function (GO): microtubule binding
Source: RefSeq, a predicted model, not a curated record